AUGGCACCAGAUCGCGUCGCUAAUGCCCUCGACAAUCUGAUAACCCAAAUCGUCCCCCCUCGAGGCCCAAACGAAGGCCAGGACUCUUGGCUGGCGCGGUAUAACCUGAGCCAUGAGCUCGUCAGGACCAUCAUAAACAAUCCUCCUGAUCCCGACAUCUUAUCGGACGUUGAUCGAGCCGCCGACUCCAUCAAACGGAAGCUCAUCCAGAGCAAUCCCUCCCACGCCCUCAGAUUCUCAGAUCUCUACUCUCGGCUACUUGCGCUGCCAGUGCUCAAGUCGAAAUGGGCAAUCCUCUAUCUCCUCUACGCCCUGGCCGACUCUCCAGAUCCCAGAGCCCCGCCUCCUCCCCUCAGCAUAAUCCAGCCCUCUUCCUCAAACUAUCGCGAGGCUGUUGCGCGAGAUGCAGUCAAGAAGCGCGCUAGGGCUCGCUCCAAGUCUAUUCCCUUCGCAAGGCUGGAGGAUGAGCCAAUGAGAGACGCUCCGCCCCUCGAAGAGCUACCACACAAGCCGGCACACCAACCAUCCAGAGAACCGAAACGCAGCGCCGACGAGAGGCAGCCCCAGAGCGAGCCGCCUUCGGAGACGGCCAUUCUACGUGAUCUGCCAUUCACACUACAAGGCGUAUCAUCCACGACCCUACCCUUUGUGAAAGACGAUGUCCUGAAGCUUCCGGCUACGCUCCCUCUGCCGCUCGUUUCCAUCCUGCACACUCUGGCUGAGCCCUCGUUGCUCUACCGACGCCUCCAUAACUUCUGCCAAACCCCCGCCAAUGGCCUCUUGGCUCAGAGCCUGCGCUCGGCGAUUAGCAACGAGCUACGAUCAUAUCUAACAUUAGUCGCGACCCUCGAAGGCCAGAUUCGAAAGGCACUGUCUUCCCUGGACGAAACCGCACCCAGAGGAGGGAUUGGGAAGACGGGCGUCACACUGAAAAGAUGCGUAGUAUGGACACGAGAGGCUACAAUGGGGCUGAGACUCCUCACGCUGAUCGCCGAAGAGUCUGAGGAGAAAAAGGGCGGCCAACUUAUUACCCUAAUACACAGCUUUGCUUCCUCUAACGGAGACCCCGUGGUUGCCGCGUUUGCAGAGCGGCUGCUGGGCAGCUUCACUCGGCCAUGGUACGGUAUUCUUCGUCACUGGAUUUACGACGGAGAGCUGUCAGACCCGUCCCUCGAGUUCUUCGUCCGGGUAAAGAACAUUACCCAAGAUGCUGUGAGAGUCAAGGGCAAUGUUUGGGAGGACCAAUACGAGAUGGCCCAGGACAUGAUUCCGAGCAUCAUCUCGCAGGAGUUUGCUCAGAAGAUAUUUCUCAUUGGCAAAUCGCUCAACUUCAUCCGACACAACUGCGGCGAUUCGAUGUGGGUCGAGGAAUACUCCAAGGCUGCCUCCAAGGAGCUCAGGUACGGUGACACGGCAACGGUCGAGGUAUGGAUCGAUGAGGCGUACAAGACAACAAUGAAGCGCUUGAUGGACCUGAUGGAGACAAAGUUCCGUCUGUUCCACCACCUCCAGGCCCUGAAGGACUACAUCCUGCUGGGAAAGGGCGAUUUCAUCGCCCUGCUCAUGGAGUCCCUUGCUGCGAAUCUGGAUCGCCCUUCCGGCGCCCAGUAUCGACACACUCUUACCGCUCAGCUGGAGCAUGCCAUCCGUGGCUCAAACGCCCAGUACGACUCUCCCGAGGUGCUGCGGCGGCUGGACGCCCGCAUGCUCACGCUGUCUCACGGCGACAUUGGCUGGGACUGCUUCACGCUGGAGUACAAGAUCGAUGCCCCCGUGGACGUGGUCGUGACUGAAUGGGGCAACCGCCAGUACCUCAAGGUGUUCAACUUCCUCUGGCGGAUCAAGCGGGUCGAGUUCGUGCUCCUGUCGACGUGGCGGGAAUGCAUGACGGGAUCCCGGCGAGUGCUACAGAGCCCCAAUCAGGCGGUGGUGCAGACGUGGAAGUCAACGCGAGGUGUGCUCGCCGAGAUGAUUCACUUCGUGGGCCAGCUGCAGUACUACAUCCUGUUCGAGGUCAUUGAGUCCUCGUGGGGGGAGCUGCAGAAGCGCAUCCGCAAGGAGGACUGCACGCUCGACGACGUGAUCGAGGCGCACAGGCGCUACCUCGAAGACAUUACGCACAAGGGCCUGCUGGGGCCCAAGCUCCGCCACCACCCCUCCGACAACAGGGAGCAGACGACGUAUCUGGACCAGCUCAGCGAGAUUUUGCGCUCCAUGCUCAACUACCGCGACACCGUCCUCGGCCUGUACGGCUGGACCAGCUCGGAGUACACUCGGCGACAGGAGGCCGAGCUGCGACACAUGACGCGCCGCGACGACGACGGCGGCCUCGCAGCCUCCGACAGCGUGCCGUCCGAGUUCCCCGCCCUGCAGGAACGCCUGCGGCACCUCGGCGCCUCGUUCCGCAACAGGCUGCAGAUUCUGCUAGGCGACCUGGCGUACCAGCCCGACGUCGACAUGCGCUUCCUGGGCGUCGCCAUGAACUUCAACGAUGUGUACCUGCCGUCGAGGAGGAGGUCCAAGGCCGCCUCGGUGUCGGCAGGGGCAGCGUCGGCAGCGGUUCCGUCAGCUUCUGGUGCCGCAUGA
Messenger RNA from Trichoderma reesei QM6a, 2586 nucleotides. RefSeq lists its product as hypothetical. Gene Ontology annotation, cellular component: centrosome; gamma-tubulin small complex; equatorial microtubule organizing center. The record is from RefSeq and is a predicted model, not a curated record. Lineage: Eukaryota; Fungi; Ascomycota; Sordariomycetes; Hypocreales; Hypocreaceae. Gene Ontology annotation, biological process: mitotic cell cycle; microtubule nucleation; spindle assembly. Bases 1 to 2586 code for a protein of 861 amino acids. Gene Ontology annotation, molecular function: microtubule minus-end binding; gamma-tubulin binding. The transcript has 3 exons.